GAAGCAGCUGAGUGGAGGUGAGUGAGUGAAACUGAAACCAUGUGUACACAGCUGUAGGAUCAGUAAGGGGACGGAGGUGAGCUACACUUGGAAGCAUAAAUAUAACAAAGCAAUAAAGUCCUGGCGCCAAGCACCCCAGUUGCUAAGUAACGCUGUUAAACAAGAGGAACCUUGACUCUCUGUGUUUGGUGUAGGAGGGCGAGGGAUAGGGUGAUAAACACAAACUGUGCAUUCCUGAUCUCUACUCUUGACUUCGGAACAACACAGGGUGAGAGGCUUUGAGCUGAAUGUCCGGUUUGCAGAAGCUAUAGCUGUUGGUGUGUUUUCAAAACUGAAGACAACUUGAAUCUCAUUGAUCAAAGAAAAAAAGAAGAUACAAUAUGUACCAUGCCCAAAAAGAAGGCAGCCAAAGGGACAAAGCUGACCCUCAAAGUUGCCAAAAAGCUAAUACGGAUGACCCCGGAUGGACGGCGGAGACUUACCCUUAGCAACAUGGGUAUAACUAUUUUCCCAAAGUGCCUCUUUAAACUGACCAACCUGGACGAAUUGGACCUCAGCCGCAACUUGAUACAGAAACUCCCAGAUAACAUUGGGAAUUUCUCAUCUCUAAGAUUGCUCGAUCUGCACAGCAACAAGCUUGAGGCUUUGCCAGAGUCCAUCGGCGACCUGGUGGGACUGACACACCUCAACCUCUCAAACAACCACCUGAUCUCUGCAGGUCUACCCUCAACUUUGGGUUGUCUCACCAGCCUGAAAAUACUCAAUCUGGGGAUGAACCAGCUGGACACCCUCCCUCUCAACAUGGGGGCUCUAGAUAGUCUGAAAGAAUUAGGUCUGUUUGAUAAUCUUUUCACUAAUCUACCAAAGUUUGUGAGAGGGCUACGCAACCUCACAAAGCUGAACAUGAAACGCAAUCCUCUAUCGUGUGUUCAGGGGGAUGGUGAGGCGAUGCAGAAGGAAAACUCAGAACCAGAGGAAGAUAUGUAUCUAGUUCAUGAGAGCAGCCUGUGUAGGACAUGCCUUAAGAGAUGUAAAUACCAGGAAGAAAGGCUUACGAGAGGAGGAGGAGGAGGUGAUGCAUUUGAGGAAAAAAGGAUAAGAACUUAUAAAGGACUGCUAGUUCCAAACUCAGUGGCUACAGUCCAUCAGGAUGUGUGGAGAAUAAGAAAGGUGGAACACAUGCAAAUCAAAUGACCAACAGCAUCAUACAAUUCAUCUUAACAAAUCUCACAUUCAGGCAGCUUUAAUAGUUAUGCAUAAUAUCUUACUUUGCAUCAUAAUGACAAUCUUUUCAUGUAUUAAUUUCAUUUCUGAAAUAAAAAGAGACGUGUGACUGACUUGGAUU
Eleginops maclovinus (Patagonian blennie) is the source of this 1345-nucleotide messenger RNA. It is a transcript of the gene lrrc18a, whose product is annotated as leucine rich repeat containing 18a. Lineage: Eukaryota; Metazoa; Chordata; Actinopteri; Perciformes; Eleginopidae. The record is from RefSeq and is a predicted model, not a curated record. Gene Ontology annotation, molecular function: protein binding. Bases 388 to 1194 code for a protein of 268 amino acids. The transcript is spliced from 4 exons.